CUAAGCAGUUUGUUUUUUUAUUUUUUUCUUAUUUAUUAAAUAACUUAUUAUUAUUUUAUAUUAACACGCAUAAAUUUAAGGAACUACCGUGUAAAAGUAAGUAAACUACCGUGUAAACUGCGUUUAAUAUGCCGCCGGUCAUGAAAAUAGAAUGGCGUUAUAAAAGUACCCGCGAAAUAAAUUUCAAAGAAAAGCAGCUAGUCGUUUUAUCAACGAUAAUAAUGAGAUUAAUCUCAUACAAUUGAGUCCUCAUAGAGUAUCUAGUCAUUUGGAAAAACGCAGCCCUUUUACCAUGAGCGAUAAUGAGGAUUCGGAAACCAAUUUCAUAGGAGAUACCAUUUUAGCUCCUGAAAGAAAUCGUGCCUAUGUGGUAACAAAAACGGGUGAAAAACAUUUAUUAGAUUUGGAUAAUAAUGCUCUCCCCAAAACCAGUUCAAAUCCUUUUGCUUUACAUACACCCAUAUUCUCGACACCCACUAUAGAAACUAUAUCAGAGAAAUCACCUUCACAUUUAUCAAAUUCGUAUAAAAUGAACAAGAGCAGCAGUAAAUUAUUCAAAAAACUUAAGCCCUUAAAACGUCAAAAACGUCGUUUAGUUUUUACUCCCAGAAAUUUGGAAACAAACUCAACACAACUGUUGGCAGCAGAUAGUGAUAUUAACAAAAAUCUUCUAAAUCAAAAACAGUCUAUGAUUGUUUCAAAAUCAUGGGCAAACACUAGUAUAGAAACUCAAACGGAAAUUUUCCUUAUUUAAGGCAUUGUUCGUAUAUACCCAGACAUUUUAGUACACCAACUGGUUCCAUCAAUUAUAUACCCAUGGAGGGCGCUAGAAAUUCCAAAAUUUUCGAAAGAUUUUGAAAAUAUUCGUUAAAAUUCGACUUUAUAAUAUUAUAUGUGAAUUCAUAUACCGAUGACGUUUAAAUUCAUCA
Messenger RNA from Lucilia cuprina (Australian sheep blowfly), 929 nucleotides. RefSeq lists its product as uncharacterized. Bases 293 to 754 code for a protein of 153 amino acids. The transcript is spliced from 4 exons. The record is from RefSeq and is a predicted model, not a curated record. Lineage: Eukaryota; Metazoa; Arthropoda; Insecta; Diptera; Calliphoridae.